CUUCUGUAAGUGGCUUUCCAACAAUUGAUCAACAAUGAAGACAUACCUUGUAAUGUGCAGGCUGCUUCUGAUCAUCACUUUACAAUGCAUGUCCAUGCAAUCUCAUCAGGUUCUAUCAUCAUCUAAUUCUCUUGCUUCUAUACCUAGUAAUUUGUCAUGUCCUAAUGAACAACUUCAAAUUCUGCUCCAAUUCAAGCAUAUGUUUCCAAUUGAUCAUAAAUCUCCUAAUGAAAGCUUUUGUGGUUAUGAACCAUCUUACCCAAAAACAAUAUCUUGGAAUGAGAGUAACCCAAAUUGCUGUUCAUGGAAUGGUGUAACAUGCAAUGAUCUUACUGGUGAGGUCAUUGGUAUUGACCUCAGUUGUAGCCAACUUUCUGGAACUUUCCAUCCAAACACCACUCUCUUCAACCUUCCAAGCUUAACAAAUCUAAACCUUGCUUUCAACAACUUUCAUAGUUCUCCUAUACCAUCUUCUAUUGGCAUAUUAGCACCCACCAUCACACAUCUUAACCUUUCAACUUCUUCUUUUGCUGGCCCAAUCCCAUCAGAGAUCGCCCACCUCUCUAAAUUAGUUCUCCUUGAUCUUUCUGGAGGUGUGUUUAGUCCUGAUCAAAGUAAUUAUACAAGAUUAAGACUUGAAAAACAUGACUUUCAGUACAUCAUUAGUAACCUGACACAAUUGGAAAUCCUAUAUCUGAACUAUAUAAACAUGUCUUCUUGCAUUAUUCCAGAUUCCAUAGUGAAUCUAACUUCCUUAACAUCUCUUUAUUUGAUAUACAAUAUUGGGUUGUAUGGAGAAGUUCCUGAUGGUGUUUUCAACUUACCAGCCUUACAAUAUCUCUUCAUAUGGAAUUACUAUGAGCUCAAUGGAAGUUUUCACAAUGUGAACUGGAAUAUAAGUGGGACUAAUCCUCUUAAGGAUCUAGAACUUACUUCCAUAAGUUUAUCUGGUGGUUUACCCGAUUCAAUUGGUUAUCUUCGCUCAUUAAACUACUUGGCAAUAAACAAUUGCAAUCUUUUAGGACCAUUUCCUGAUUCUAUUGGAAACCUCUCCCAACUUAUUGGGUUGUCAUUGCGUUCCAACAAUUUUACUGGUCUUAUCCCUCAUUCUCUUUCAAAUCUUAAUGAACUCAAAUAUCUUUAUCUAUCCUAUAAUGAAUUUGAAGGACAAAUCCCAACCAACAUGACUAGUCUUCAGAAACUAUACACUCUUGAUUUGAGGAAUAAUUUGUUACAAGGCUCAAUUCCUGUUGGUCUGUUUGAGUUUCCAAAUUUAUUUAGCAUAAGUCUGGACAACAACAUGCUUUCAGGUGCACUGCCAUCUAUCUUCUUUAAAAACCAUUCAAAGUUGACAUAUUUCACCAUUUCAAAAAACAAUCUAUCUGGCCCAAUACCGCAGUCCAUUUCAAAUUUGAGAGAGCUUUAUCAAUUCGAUCUUUCUUUCAAUAAUUUUGAUGGCACAUUGUACCUUGAUACAUUUUCAAACACAACAAGACUAGCCAUGGUUUAUUUAGAAAAUAAUGAAAACUUAUCAGUGGUAGACGCGUAUGGAAAUUUCUCUACCAUUACUUCACUGGAUUUGUCUUCAUGUCAAUUACAAAACUUUCCUGUUAAGUUUUUGACAACUUCAAAAAACCUCCAAUUUCUUGACCUUUCGAAAACAGGGGUUAAUGGCCAAAUACCUGAAUGGAUUGGAGAAAUGAGCAGCAUGAGACUUUUUCGUGCAUCCAAUAAUAAGAUAAAAGGAGAGAUCCCUUCUUCUAUAUGUAACAUGAGCUUUCUAUUGCAACUUAAGUUGUCCUAUAAUGAGCUUGAUGGUCCAAUUCCUCCAUGUUUUGGAAAUUUCAGCAUGACACUUUCAGUACUAGACCUUCGAAAUAAUAAUUUAGAAGGUGGCAUUCCAACAACUUAUUCAAAGGACAACAUGCUUAUAAUACUUGCUUUGAAUGGGAAUCAUUUACAAGGAUCAAUACCAAAAUCACUUUCACUCUGUAAUCACUUACAAGUGUUAGACUUUGGAAACAAUAUGAUAAAUGGGACAUUUCCCAGUUGGGUAGAUGCACUUCCAGAGUUACAGGUUCUUAUAUUGAGGUUUAAUAAAUUGCAUGGCUUGAUUGACAUUUCGAAAACUACAUCUCCUUUUCCUAAAUUGCGCAUAUUUGAUGUAUCACAUAACGAGUUCACUGGUCUCUUGCCAUCAUAUUAUUUUAGCAACUUCAAUGAUAUGAAGACGUUGAAUCAGAAAAGCAUAAGUUCAAUAUAUUCGUCCAAUAUGUUUUAUCAAGUUUCUGUUACAAUAACAAUGAAAGGACAUGAUGCUCAUAUUGAAGGAUUUAUCUUGGAAUCACGGACAAUUAUUGAUUUGUCAAGCAAUAAGUUUGAGGGAGCCAUUAAUCCAAUUGUUGUUGGCAAUUUGGUUGGACUCACAAUAUUAAAUAUGUCCAACAAUCAUCUGACCGGACAUAUACCUGUCAACUUGGGAAAUUUAGUCCAGCUUGAAUCAUUGGACCUAUCUUCAAACCAACUUAUUGGAGAAAUACCUCAAGAACUUACAAGUCUAACAUUCCUUGAAGUUCUGAAUCUUUCUUGCAAUAGACUUGAAGGACACAUACCUCAGGGUAAGCAAUUCAACACAUUUUCAAAUGAUUCUUACUUGGAGAACAUGGCAUUAUGUGGAUCCCCUUUGUCAACAAAAUGUGAGUGGCAUGAAAUGGAAACACCACCACCAGGUCCACCACCACAUGAUGAUUCUGAAGAUGAUUCAUUUUGGCAAGGUGGUUUGAUGGGGUACACAUUUGGAAUGAUAAUUGGGUUAGCAGCUGGCUGUCUUUCAUUUUAUACGGGAAGACCUAAAUGGUUUGCGACAAUGAUGGAUGGAAUACAGAAAAAAUCAUAAAAGAAUAUUCAAUUUCAUGAGGUACUACUUGAAAAGGUUUCGAGUUGAACAUGGACAUGCUCGUUUCACUUUGUAUUUGUCUUCUAAAAUGUUUUAUGUUUUCACAAGAUAAUGUUUAUAGCACUUUGAAUCUUAUAUUUUAGACAUUGUAAAU
Impatiens glandulifera is the source of this 3050-nucleotide messenger RNA. RefSeq names its product receptor-like protein 9DC3. Gene Ontology annotation, molecular function: protein binding. The transcript has 2 exons. The record is from RefSeq and is a predicted model, not a curated record. The coding region runs from base 35 to 2896 and encodes 953 amino acids. Lineage: Eukaryota; Viridiplantae; Streptophyta; Magnoliopsida; Ericales; Balsaminaceae.